CCUUGUGUUCGCGAGUCUAACGCCAUCUAGCGGGCAUCACAAGAAGAGGCGGAGUUCCAAGCACGGCCGCGCGGGGGCGCGGCGAUAGCCAUCACUUUACGACCUCAUACGACACGGCACACAAGCCGCUCUCGCAAUUUUUUUGCCUUUUUAUAUAGAAUCGCCAACGUUCCAACUUUUGUUAAUUUCAUUUAAUAUAAUUUAAAAAUAAAAACAAUUUGUAAAAUUAAAAUAUAAACAAGUCAUUGAAGAGACCCGUCUGCUGCUCCUGAAAGUAAUUCAGAUUCGCUAACCUCCCAAACAUUGGUCCUUCGAGCCGGAUGCUAUCAACCAGCGCCAGGAUCAGCAAGAAACGGUCAGGCCAUCCAUUCUUCACCUUCUCCCUUCAAUCGUCAUUGUGCUAAAACCGUGUCUAUUUUGUAACCUUCCAGUGUCGAGCACGUGCCGCGUGGUGCACACGGCCGCCAUUACGAGUCAACAACGAGUUUCGGGAUUAAACUAGUGAACACAUACGAUUACUGCAUGCUCCACCUAGUCUUCUGCUUGCUACUAUCAAAGACUGCUGGUGGCCUCUCGGAGGCACUAAUUUAGCAAAGCGUGUGGUACGCACCUGUGUAACCUGCAUCCGCAUGAAGGCGAAAACGUUUGCACCUAUUAUGGGUAACUUACCUUCAUUACGUUUGGAACCUGGGUUCGCCUUUAUGAGCUGCGGGGUAGACUACGCGGGGCCAGUAUAUGUACUUAAUCGUAGGGGUAGGGGAGCUAAACCUCAAAAGGCUUACAUCUGUCUGAUAGUAUGCUUCACGACGCGCGCGGUUUAUCUUGAUUUGGUCACAAGUCUUAGUACCGAAGGAUACCUACUCGCACUUAAACGCUUCAUUUCGCGCCGUGGUAAGCCUAACGUCAUAUAUUCCGACAAUGGCCGUUGCUUUGUAGGGGCAAUGAAAGAACUUUCGUCGUUCCUACAGGGUAACGCGAGUAAUAUCAUUGAGUGCGCCGCUAAUGAUAACAUUAAUUUGCAUUUUAACCCCCCUUAUGCUCCACAUAUGUCAGGUUUGUGUGAGAGAGCUGUACAGUCUUGCAAAUAUCACCUGAAGCGCGUUAUUGGCAACGCGAAUUUAACUUUUGAGGAAUUUAGCACGGUUUUGGCACAGUCCGAAGCCCUACUGAAUUCCAGACCCAUGCAUCCUCUUUCCACAGACCCAAACGACCUUUCCGCAUUAACUCCAGCGCAUUUCCUUAUUGGCCGACCGCUGACAGCGCCGCCCUACAAGGACUUGACGACAGAGACGGGUCGGCUCCCACGCUACAAGAUGCUGGAGCAAAUGCGACAACACUUUUGGCAGCGGUGGUCAAAACAAUAUAUUUCUGAGCUGCAAACCAGAACGAAGUGGCAGACUCACGGCCAGGAUAUCAUUCACAACUCCCUAGUUCUGGUCAAGGAAGAUAAUCUACCACCUCUCAAAUGGCGUUUGGGACGGGUGGUAGCUUUGUUCACAGGAAACGACGGAGUUUCUCGCGUCGCUGACGUAAAAACAGCGAGCGGGGUCAUACGCAGGGCUUUCACUAAGCUUUGCCCUCUCUUGAUGCCGCCAGAGAGUGAAGCUGCGCCAACCCCAUCCACAUCACCACAACCACAUUGAAAGCGGGUGCUUUCAAGGCCGGGGGCAUGUUCGCGAGUCUAACGCCAUCUAGCGGGCAUCACAAGAAGAGGCGGAGUUCCAAGCACGGCCGCGCGGGGGCGCGGCGAUAGCCAUCACUUUACGACCUCAUACGACACGGCACACAAGCCGCUCUCGCAAUUUUUUUGCCUUUUUAUAUAGAAUCGCCAACGUUCCAACUUUUGUUAAUUUCAUUUAAUAUAAUUUAAAAAUAAAAACAAUUUGUAAAAUUAAAAUAUAAACAA
Cydia pomonella (codling moth) is the source of this 1906-nucleotide messenger RNA. RefSeq lists its product as uncharacterized. The transcript has 2 exons. Bases 630 to 1643 code for a protein of 337 amino acids. Gene Ontology annotation, molecular function: nucleic acid binding. NCBI's taxonomy places the organism in Eukaryota, Metazoa, Arthropoda, Insecta, Lepidoptera, Tortricidae. Gene Ontology annotation, biological process: DNA integration. The record is from RefSeq and is a predicted model, not a curated record.